Messenger RNA from Dendronephthya gigantea, 5418 nucleotides. RefSeq names its product hemicentin-1-like. Gene Ontology annotation, molecular function: transmembrane receptor protein tyrosine kinase activity; cell adhesion molecule binding; ATP binding. Gene Ontology annotation, biological process: positive regulation of kinase activity; cell-cell adhesion; cell surface receptor protein tyrosine kinase signaling pathway. The record is from RefSeq and is a predicted model, not a curated record. Bases 155 to 5005 code for a protein of 1616 amino acids. The transcript has 24 exons. Lineage: Eukaryota; Metazoa; Cnidaria; Anthozoa; Malacalcyonacea; Nephtheidae. Gene Ontology annotation, cellular component: cell-cell junction; membrane; signaling receptor complex.
CGGACCAAGCUACAAAUUCAUUAUUCAAUCUGUACACUCUUUAUGGUUUCAAAGAACUACUAUAAGUUUUGUUUUUAUAUUAUAUUUUAACACUGUUCUAACUAUGGCUACAUAAUUGAUAAGUUAGGAAGCGUGAUUGUGGUCAAGAGCCAGUAUGUCCUCGAUAAUAAUCUUGUUUUGUCUGUUGAACAUCGCAGUAAGUCUAAAAAUAUUUGGCUCAGAUUCAGAUGAGGUGGAUGUCCUUGAGGGUCGUAAUAUUCAAUUAAAAUGGACAUUUUCUACAAGUGGAAGUGAAACAUUUAGCCUAGCCACCAUCGACGUAAUACAAACUGGAGGAAAACUGGUCAGUGUUGCACACUCCAGUUCAGAAUUCAAUAUUAUUACUAAUGCUGACUACUCGAAGAGAAAAUGGACGGCUUCACGCAGUCGAAGCAGUAAAGAGAUUGUAUUGAAUGUUAAAGAUGCUAAAACAGAAGAUGAUGGUUCAUAUUACUUGAAAUUAAUAUAUUCGUCAUCAACCCAAUUACGUGGAAUUAGACUAAAUGUUCUUGUAAAGCCACACUAUCCAGCGGGUAGUUACACCCAAAACUUAGACGCGGUUGAUGAAGGAAGCAAGGUUACACUAAAAUGUAAACCAGAAGGAAGUCCACAGCCAAUAAAAAUUGUUUGGGAAAAGAAUAAUGUCAGAUAUUUAGAGACUGAUACAACAAAAGGAUCAGAUUUAGUGUUUAACAAUGUCAGUAGAAGUGAUAUUGGAAAAUAUGUUUGUAAAGCAAGUAAUAAAGCUGGAAGCGCUGAUGAAGAACCUUCGGUGCAGUUGACUGUCAGAUAUAAACCGGUGAAUACAAAGUUCAAUACGACUGAAGCUCUUCUCAUUGGUAAAACCGUCACUCUACAUUGUUCUGCCGACGCCGAUCCCGUUGCCCGAUUUUCUUUUACGGGAGCCGUGGCUCCAGUGAGCAAUAGCGAAACAGGAAAAAUAAAAGUGAAGUUGGAAGCUAGUAUUGAUGGCCGAAUUGUGAGCUGUACUCCAUUUAAUAGACUUGGUAACGGACCAACCGUUGACUUUGUAAUUGAUAUUAAAGUUCCUGCGAAAGUAACUGAUCUUCCUGAUAAGUUGAGGGCAAUUGAAGGAAGGAACGUUUCCAUAACAUGCAAAGCGAAAGGAAAACCCGCAGCUAAGAUUAUUUGGCUCAAAGAUGGCACACCAAGAAAAUAUACACCACCACAUUAUAUCACUGGCCGACUUGCAGACAAUACGUAUCAGACUGUAUCUACUCUCAUAUUACCGUUUGCAUCCAGAGACGAUAAUGGCAAUUAUGUUUGUCAAGCGCAAAAUCUACCUUAUGGAAGUCAUGAGAAAGCGGUUAAACUUAAUUUGAUGUAUCUUCCAGAAGUAAAAAAUAAAAAUGACUUCGAACAACGAGAAGUUCGUGCUGGCGAUGACGUCACAUUGAAGUGUGAAGCCCAUGGAAAUCCAGCAACAACUUACCAUAUUUGGAGGUGGGAAAAUGGCACGGUUUUACAAAACAGGUCUAAAGGAGAUCUACAGAUCUUAAAUAUCGAACCUCAUCAAGGAGGUCGUUUAUCUUGCGCUGGUGGCAGUUAUAUUGGCGAAGGAAAAAAAGAAUAUAUAAACCUUUUAGUUAGAGUUCCUCCGAUGAUAAUUGUUCCUCCUCAACCAAGAGUUUUCCUUAAUGAGUCAAAAAGAUUACUGCUGUUUUGUAAUGCAAGUGGCGUACCAAAGCCCAAAAUACAUUGGAUCAAGGAUGGUGCACUACUUCGUUAUACGGGAGAUUAUUUCAGUAUAUCUUACGUAGAUUACACGGACAAAGGACUGUAUACUUGUACCGCUGACAAUGGGAUACCGCCCAACGUUUCUGCAUCGAGUGAGGUCAUUAUAUAUUCCCGUCCUGUUAUCACAACAACGUCAGCUACUGACACAUUACUAGGCGCAGAAUCGGGAGAGGUUGUGAAACUAGUUUGUAUUGCUGAUGCUUUGCCUGUUUCCAAAUUUAAGUGGUUUUCAUAUCCUGCCAUGCAAGAAUUGAACGAAAGCAUGACAGAUAUUAUCAGUAUACAAUCAUCCAGUGAAACGUCAUUAACCAUGGAGGUCAGAGCUAGAUUCGGUGCGAAGUAUUUAUGUUAUGCGUACAAUAAUCGUGGAAAUGAUACUCAAAUCUAUGAAAUUCGUCCUAAAGAUUUCUCAGUAAAUAUGUCCCGUAAAGUGCAAAAAUCUUUGGUGCAAAACCUUGUUUAUCUGUGUGCAGCAAUAUAUUUGAUGAUAUCCUCAGGUGUUUAUGCAAAAAUAGAAGAUAUAAUUGUAAAUGUCGGAGAUACAGCUACUAUGCAUUGCAAUAUGGAUAAACCAAUAUGGGUGAAGAAUGGAACAGAAUUAAAAAAAACAGCACGAGUGAAGCCAUCAUCCUCAUAUUUGCACCUGUUUUGUGUGGAAUUAUCCGAUGGUGGAAUUUAUGAGUGUAGAAAUGAAUUGAAUGCGUAUAAACCAAGACAGUUCAACCUUACUGUUAAUAAUCCUGAUAAUAAAGAGUUUUUUCAAAUUUACAACAAAGAGAAGGAUAAGUGUUUGAGCAACAUUCUCAGUUCAUUACAUUUAGAAGAUUGCAAUAAACAUAAUUGUAGACAGAAAUGGAUGCGGGGUGGUAAUGGCGCACUCAUGAGUGGUUUAGACUUUACCUGCAUAUCAACAACUGAACCUGUUGUCUCAGGGAAAACUGUUAAACUGGAAAAUUGCUUGAAUAGAACGACACAAGAAUGGAAAUGUCAUCAUGAUUUGUUAACGAUACCAGGUCAUGAUUUAUAUUUAAACUGUGAUUCCAAAGAAAAUAUCGUUUUUUCCUCAAUGACUGGACCUGGAUCACGAUGGGUUAAAUAUACUACACGUGACAAUAUCUGUUCUGAAAACAGGAAAGUUGUAAUUGAUCGAACACAUGUUAUCCUAGCAGAAAGAGGGACUGUCAAAGUGAAAUGCAAAGGAAUAAACUUUUUUAAACCAACUUACUCUUGGCUAAAGAAUGGCGAACAUAUCAACGGGAAAAGUGGUUUGUCUUUACAUAUUUACUCCAAUGUUUUGUUCUUUCCGUUUGCUGACAUCACAAGUUUUGGUAACUACACAUGUGUUGUGAAAGAUCAAUGGGAAACAGCUACUGCCUCGACAAUAAUUGAGGUUUAUAAAGAUCCGUCCAUUAUUCGACAUUCGCUAAAUCAAAGUGCAUUGUUUGGAAAAGACGUUUGUCUAACUUGUCAAAUGUUCGCUAAUAAAACAAGUCCUGAAAUUAUUUGGUCAAAAAUGGGGACUCCUAUCCCCCAAGGCAACCCAAAAUAUCAAAUAAAUCGUGUUAGCACACCUGGAAUAUAUAUUAAGAAGUUCUCAACUGAACUUUGUAUUAAAUCGGUAAAUUAUGGUGACGCUGGGAUAUACUCAUGUGAAAUAAAAUACACGUCAAAAUUAGCUCAAGCUCAAGGAAAACUACAAGUUAUGGUCAAACCAGAAGUGACCAUUUAUAUUAUUGAUGGUUUGUUGGUGUGUAAUGCGACUGGCUUCCCCCCGCCAAGUCUUAUUUGGUAUAAAGACAGUAAAUACGUUGAAAAAAGUAAAAAAAACGAAAGAUCUUUAUCUAUUAAAAAGACAAUUGGAAAUUUCACAUGCGUUGCCUUCAACUCAGCUGGAACUUCUUCCCGUUCAUUUAUACCUACAUUUCCAGCUGGAAACAAAUCCGAUGGGACAUCUCAUGUGACCCUGAUAAUUAUUUUGUGUGUUGUCGGUGGAAUAUUAUUAGGAAUAUUGGUUAUUUUGUGCGUAUGCUUGUUCUGUCGACGAAAGAAAGAAAUUGUGAAUAAUAAUUCUGAAGGUGUUUACCAUUCAGUUCGUUAUACAGCCACGCCUGCUCAAUCGACUAGUCAAUCGGAAUAUACAACAGUUGAUGUUGGAGCUCCUCAUCAAAAACCUCACAUCUCGUUUAAACCCCGCAAAAAUUUAGAGCCUGGACCGAAACAAUUCGGACUGAAAGCGAAAUAUCAAAGUUUGAAACCUCGAGCGAAAGGAGAAUGGGAAAUUCCUUAUGAAUGUGUGAAGUUUGAUAAGAAACUUGGGGAAGGACAGUUUGGGCAAGUUUGGAAAGCAGAUAUUCUGGCUAGAAAAGGUUCAAGAACUGUGGCUGUUAAGAUGUUACGCGAAGGAGCUUCGAUUAAAGAUCGUAAAGCAUUGAUUGAUGAAUUGGAAUUCAUGAAAACAAUGUCGCCUCAUCCAAAUAUUGUUGGCUUGGUUGGUUGCUGUACUAGAUCAGAGACAGUGAUGAUUGUAGUAGAAUAUGUCCCUGGUGGUAAUUUAAAGGAUUAUCUUUUAUACAGUCGUGGAAACACUAACGAUGUUUAUUCCAAUCUGGCUCCUUUCAGUGCUACCUUAACAUCAAAAGAUUUGUUAACAUUUGCUUACCAGAUUGCGAGAGGAAUGAGCUAUCUUGAACAAAUUAAGUGUGUUCACCGCGACUUAGCGGCUAGAAAUAUUUUGGUUGGUGAUGAUAAGACAUGUAAAAUUGCAGAUUUUGGUCUAGCCAGAGAUAUCUAUGCCGAAAAUUACUAUCGAAAGACCAAUGGUGGUCGCCUUCCUUUAAGAUGGAUGGCAUACGAAUCGAUAUUUAAUGGGAUUACAACCAACCAAAGUGACGCGUGGUCAUUUGGUGUUGUUCUUUGGGAAAUUGUAACACUUGGUGGAAAUCCAUACCCAGACCUCAACAGAGACGAGGUUAUAGAUGGUUUGCAAAGAGGAUACAGGAUGCCCAAGCCACAUCAUUGUUCUGAUGAAGUGUACUCUGUGAUGUGGGACUGUUGGCAACAAAAUCCAGAUAAACGUCCGACUUUUGCAGAACUUACUGCGACAUUCUUGCGUUUAAUUUCUCUUCAGCAGAAUUUUAUCAGUACCGAGAGUUUUGGUGAUGAUGAUUAUGUAAACGUAGGUAGUUAUGAAGAGACUGCAGAUGAAUGAUUCUUACGUAUACACGAUUUUUCCCAUAAAAUACAUGCACGAUUUAAUUAGAAAGAAUGUAAAACAUUGCACGCACGCACUUGAACAUCCACAUUUUACAUAAGCCAAGGGUUUUAAUUUAGUUAUCGAUAAAAGUAAGAGAUUGUAUUCCAUGGUUCAUAAGUUUACAGAAUUCGUCCUGCAUGGUCACCCUUUUACCGAGAAUAUUUACGGUGACAUGAAGUAAAGCUCAAUUUGAAAUAUGGUGCAUGCAUGGAGACGUAUAGUGUUGUCUUUAAGGAAUAAAAAACACACUAAGUUUGCACUAUAAUAAAAAAAUUGCAUAUUUUUUUAAAUAAUGAUCUUUUUAGGAUGUGAUAUAUUAGUUAAUGUAUAUAUAUAUGGGAGAAUAUUCUAUACAUCUUUUUUUAAUA